UGACAAAUAAACAAACCUAAGGCCGAAAUCACCAUGAAAGUUAAAUCAAAAGCAGCCAAAAAGGUAAAAGAUAAGACAUAGUGGAUCAAGCAGCAGCAUCAUCAUCCAUGUGCCAUGAAUUAUUCAUGAUGAAUAUAAUAUAAUAAUUUCAAACCUCCAAUAACCAUUCACAUCACUUUCAUCUCCAACCAAUUUCUUCUUCUUCUUCUCAUCGAACCAAAUUUCUUCUACAUCUCUAUUUUCAUUCAUUCCAGAAACACAAAACCAUUUCAACAAUGGAACAGAUGAAGACUGAUCAGAGUGCGCAACAGAUCGGCGUAAAGAGGCCGAAAACGAAGAUCGUUUGCACCCUGGGACCGGCUUCCAGAUCUGUUCUCAUGGUGGAGAAGUUGUUGAAAGCGGGAAUGAACGUUGCUAGGUUCAACUUCUCGCAUGGGUCUUACGAGUAUCAUCAGGAAACACUUGAUAAUCUUCGGACCGCUAUGGAUAACACUGGUAUUCUUUGUGCGGUUAUGCUUGAUACAAAGGGUCCAGAGAUCAGAACCGGUUUUCUAAAAGAUGGCAAGCCCAUCCAACUAAAACAAGGCCAAGAAAUCACCAUCUCAACCGAUUAUGACAUCAAAGGCGAUGAAACCAUGAUCUGCAUGAGCUACAAAAAGUUAGCCUACGACGUAAAGCCAGGGAGCGUCAUACUAUGCGCAGAUGGCACUAUUUCAUUUACUGUUCUUGCUUGUGACACCGAAAAUGGUUUGGUCCGUUGUCGCUGUGAGAACACUGCGGUUCUUGGUGAGCGAAAGAAUGUUAAUCUUCCUGGAGUGAUCGUCGACUUACCAACUUUGACUGAGAAAGACAAAGAGGAUAUACUCACAUGGGGAGUUCCGAACAAGAUUGAUAUGAUUGCGCUGUCGUUUGUUCGCAAAGGCUCGGAUUUGAUCGAGGUUCGAAAGCUGUUGGGUAAGCAUGCUAAUAGCAUUCUUCUUAUGUCAAAGGUUGAGAAUCAAGAAGGGGUAGCAAACUUUGACGAAAUCCUAGCCAACUCCGACGCGUUCAUGGUGGCGCGUGGAGAUCUCGGAAUGGAGAUUCCGAUCGAGAAGAUAUUCUUAGCCCAAAAGGUCAUGAUCUACAAAUGCAACAUACAAGGAAAGCCGGUGGUAACCGCCACUCAAAUGCUCGAGUCGAUGAUCAAAUCUCCAAGACCAACUCGAGCCGAAGCUACAGAUGUGGCCAACGCAGUUCUAGAUGGUACAGACUGUGUCAUGCUUAGCGGUGAAACCGCCGCUGGAGCCUACCCAGAGCUAGCGGUCCUAACCAUGGCUAGGAUUUGUGUUGAAGCUGAGAACACGAUCGAUUACCCGGAUGUUUUCAAAAGAAUUGCGGCAAACGCACCCAUACCCAUGAGCCCACUCGAGAGCUUAGCCUCUGCUGCGGUCCGAACCGCCAACUCAUCUAGAGCAAGCCUCAUUCUGGUUCUGACCAGAGGCGGAAGCACAGCCAAGCUGGUGGCUAAGUACAGACCGGGAAUGCCUGUAUUAUCUGUAGUGGUUCCCGAAAUCCAAACCGAUUCUUUCGAUUGGUCAUGCAGUGACGAAACGCCAGCUAGGCAUAGUCUUAUUUUCAGAGGUUUGGUCCCAGUUCUAUCUGCAGGGUCCACUAGAGCUUCCUAUGCUGAGUCAACCGAAGAGGUUUUGGACUUUGCAUUGCAACAUGCGAAACUUAAGGGACUCUGCAAGGAAGGCGAUGCUGUUGUGGCUUUACAUCGUGUAGGAAUCGCUUCUGUUAUUAAGAUAAUUAACGUCAAGUAAAAACACGAGUGAUCUCGUGUUUGUUUCCUGUAACGCCCGUUUGUUGGCAUGUAUGAAUAUCAGUAGACUACUGUCGAUGGUUCCGGCCAUUGAUAAAAACUGAAUUGCCCAUGUUUAUAUGGGAAGUUUAUUAUAUAUUCUGGCAUAUAAAAAUACAGUCCAAGAUUUGGCCGACUGUUUCGAUCCAA
Helianthus annuus (common sunflower) is the source of this 1990-nucleotide messenger RNA. Its product is annotated as pyruvate kinase, cytosolic isozyme. Gene Ontology annotation, molecular function: potassium ion binding; pyruvate kinase activity; magnesium ion binding. Lineage: Eukaryota; Viridiplantae; Streptophyta; Magnoliopsida; Asterales; Asteraceae. Gene Ontology annotation, cellular component: cytoplasm. The record is from RefSeq and is a predicted model, not a curated record. The transcript has 3 exons. Bases 276 to 1802 code for a protein of 508 amino acids. Gene Ontology annotation, biological process: glycolytic process.